AUGGCGGACGAAGUCACCGACAGUCCGGUCUCCACUCCGGUGGAGACUGAGAAGAAGCCUGAUAUGCUGGUUCAAGAGACAGACAUCCUUGAUGCCGAGGUUGCUCCGGGCUUUGUGGCCGAGGCAGACUUUGAUGGUCAUUUUAAGGAUGUCCCCAUUGGAGAGGGUAUCGUCCCUGGCGAUAGGGACGAGUUUAUCGAUCCUCGUCUCAAGGACUAUCCCAUUCCCUUGGUGGCGAAGACAGUCGAUCUUCACAAUGACCCAACCGAGCCGAUUCUAACCUUUCGAUUCUGGACCUUGUCUACGUUCUGGGUCCUUGUCGGCUGCGCACUUUCCACCUUUUAUUACUUCAAGCCAUACUAUAACACCAUCACUAGUUAUGCCGUCCAGUUGUUAUCAUGGGGCAUGGGCGACGCUAUGGCUAGGUAUCUACCCAAGAGGGAAUUCAACUUCUUCGGAUGGAAAUGGUCCAUGAACCCAGGACCCUGGAAUGCCAAGGAGCAUGCACUCAUUGUGGUAGCAUACUGGGGUAGUUGCUACACGGCCUAUGGAAUGGGUCCCUUGUCCGCCAUCGAACUGUACUAUGGCGAGAAGCUCAACGCUGGGUGGUCCAUGUUCUUCCUGUUGGCCUCUCAGAUGAUCGGAUAUGGCUUUGCGGGGUUGUUCCGUGACAUUCUGGUUCGACCACCCCAGAUGUAUUAUCCCGGGGUGUUGCCCAACGUGUCACUGUUCAACGCCAUGCACAAGAACCCCUCGGUGACCAAGAAAGCCCUCAAGUACUUUGCCAUUGUGGCUUCUGUCACCUUUGUGUACGAAUGGCUCCCAGAGCUCAUCUUUCCCUUGCUGAGCUCUCUCCCUCUCAUUUGUUGGUUUGGCCAUGGCAACUGGAAGGCGUUUAUCCUCGGAUCGGGUACCUACGGAUUUGGCAUUUUGGAUCUAUCACUUGAUUGGAACUACAUCACCUUCAUGUCCCCAUACUAUACCCCGCUUUGGUCUAGUCUCAACCAGGGUAUCUUUGCCAUGUUCUGUUGUUGGGUACUCUAUCCGCUCAUCUACUUUACCAACACGAUGAACGCCCAAACUUUUGCCCCCAUGGAUACCGGGACAUACACCGCCAAUGGCAGCACCUAUGAUGUGUCUGCUAUUGUUGGGUCGAAUAUGGAGCUCAACCGUACUGCGCUGGCGGAGUACGGGGCUCCUUACUGGGCCCCUUCCUAUGUGUUUUACUGGUUCUGGACCUUUGCCGCCUUGACAGCUUCCAUGGCUUAUGCCAUCCUGUGGUACGGCAAGUCGGGCUGGAGGGAUCUCAAAGCUGCUUGGCAGAACAAGCGCAGUGACUACAAUGAUCCCUACCUCCAGAUGAUGUCUUUCCAGAAACGGGUGCCUCACUGGUGGUAUCUCACGCUGCUGGUGAUUUGUGCCGUGAUUGCGAUCGCCCAGGGCUACGAGGGGAACAUGAAGCUGUCCUGGUGGGGAUUUAUCGUGAUCUGUCUCUUCUCCUUUGUCUUCACCUGGCCCAAUGGUAUCCUCUGGGCGGUGGCCAACAUUCAGGUCGGUAUGGGCUCGUUCAGUGAUCUACUGGCGGGAGCCAUGUUCCCGGGCAAGCCCACUGCUGUGCUGUCGGCGUAUACGUACGGCUACUGUGUACUGGAGCAGAAUCUCAACCUCAUCUCCGACUACAAAUUUGGAUUCUACAUGAAGAUUCCCGAGCGCGAGAUGUUCUGGGGCCAGGUUUGGGGGACCCUGCUCGGUCCUUUUAUCAACUACGGCUUCAUGCAACUCAUCAUUGAUCGGGAGCGGCCUUAUUUGAUUGGACAGCGGAGCUCCGAAGCAUGGGAUGCGGUCCAGACGCGCGUCUACUACUCCAACUCCAUCAUCUGGGGCAUCCUGGGUCCGAAGGAAUUCUUCGUUGACCGCUAUCCCUGGGUGUACUACUCGUUCGUGGUGGGUGCUGGCACCGUCAUUGUCACCUGGUUGGUGCAAAAGUGGAAGCCCAAGUGGGACCUGGAGCGCUGGUUCAACCCGACCCUGCUGUUCUAUGGAGGCUACUUGUUUCCGUACUACCCGACCACGAACUUUUUCAUGUCGUUCCUGGCGUGCAUCUUGUUCAUGGGGAUUCUGCCUCGGUACUUUCCCGUGUGGUGGAGAAAGUACAACUAUUUGACUGGAGUUGGUCUGGAUUGCGGCACGCAGCUGAUGACUUUGGUCUGCAUCUUCGUGGUCAACCUUCCGAACCUGUCGUUCCCCUCCUGGUGGGGCAAUGAUUCCAAUGCCACCGAUCGGUGCUUUCCGCCCGCCGACCUGCCCGCGAAUGCACUGAACUGA
Messenger RNA from Aspergillus ibericus CBS 121593, 2325 nucleotides. RefSeq names its product OPT family oligopeptide transporter. The transcript has 5 exons. Gene Ontology annotation, biological process: transmembrane transport. NCBI's taxonomy places the organism in Eukaryota, Fungi, Ascomycota, Eurotiomycetes, Eurotiales, Aspergillaceae. Gene Ontology annotation, molecular function: oligopeptide transmembrane transporter activity. The record is from RefSeq and is a predicted model, not a curated record. The coding region runs from base 1 to 2325 and encodes 774 amino acids.